This is a messenger RNA of Paramecium pentaurelia, 411 nucleotides long. NCBI's taxonomy places the organism in Eukaryota, Ciliophora, Oligohymenophorea, Peniculida, Parameciidae. The record is from the annotation of a GenBank genome assembly.
AUGGGUUGUAAGGUAUUAAUCUAGGGUUAAAGAUUAAUAAUUUAUUAUUCUGUUUGUGUUAGGAUUUGUUAAUCACUCAUUGAUCACAAUUAAAUUUAAAAUAUUUAUAAUUGUAAACUCUAUAAAGAUUUUAAUGGUAAACAAGCAUUUGAUUUAUACUCUAAAGAAUAAAUGAGUGUUAUUUUUAUGGAUGUAAAUAUGCCAGAAAUGGAUGGUUAUUAAUGUACUUAAGAAAUAAGAAAAUAUGAAUAAAUGUAUAAAUUAACUCAAUCUCUAAUUGUAAUUGUUACUGCUUUUACAGGAUCUGAUGAUAAGCUGAAAUCUUAAAAAUGUGGAGCUAAUGAUCAUCUAGAUAAACCUUUAAAUAUGGAAGAUUUAAAGAGAGUCAUGAAAAAAUUUGGAAUAAUUUGA